Molecule: messenger RNA, 1352 nt
Organism: Fusarium verticillioides 7600
Lineage: Eukaryota; Fungi; Ascomycota; Sordariomycetes; Hypocreales; Nectriaceae
Exons: 1
Coding region: 22-1269 (415 amino acids)
Source: RefSeq, a predicted model, not a curated record
UGACCUCACGUCAAACUCAAAAUGGCAGACACAAGCUCCCGACGUGUCGCCGAGGUCCUUCUAGAGCCUGUAGGCCUGAAGAUUACAUCUUUCCAAGAGAUUCAAUCGCUGUGGGCGGGUUAUGGCCAUAUCUGCGCUCUCACCGCAAAACCAAAGGAUGCCGAAACAGCUGGUAGAGUGCGCAAGUACCUGCAUGCAGCCGAAUCAAACAAUACGUUCUUCUUGAUUCUGAAGCUUAUAUCGCCUCCGCCUGGUCCGACAGAUGAAGGCCAUCUGCGUAAGAUACUGAGUUACGACGUUGAGCAGUAUUUCUACGAACAUGUUUCUCCUCAGUUGGAUGAUGACGUUGCAGUAGCUCACUGUCUGACGUCGAGCUGGAAGUCGAAAAAUGAUGAUGGAGAGUUACGAGGUCUCACUGCUACGAUUCUUACAGACUUGAGAGUCAAGUUCCCUGUGGAAGGAGGGAAGCGAUCUGUUCUGAACCCACGACAAGCUCAGUCUGCUCUAGAAUGGCUCGCCAGAUUCCACAGCAACUCGUGGAAAUUCCUACCCGCGAAUUUGGGCGAAUAUCUCCUCCCUCCUCUUGAUGAAUACAAGCGACGAGAUGCAGGUCAAGCUAGUGGAAGCAAGCUAUGGUUGAACGGAGGAUACACUUAUCUCGCCACUCGACGCACAGAGUACAAGUCCCUUGCUGGUGAUACAUACUCUGAGUGGUCAGAUGCCUUUUGCGCACCUUUUAAUGGAUCGGAUAAAUCCACUGCUGAAGUGGUAGCUGACUUCCUCACACCAACCGGUCGACCCUUUGAGACGUUGAUUCAUGGCGAUGUCAAGUCUGAGAAUCUCUUUACUACCGAGUUAGGAGAUGACGUUUGCUUCUUCGACUUUCAAUACGUCGGUCUUGGGCUCGGAGUCUGUGAUCUCGCCAAAUUGUUUACAUGCUCUAUUCCUCUCGAUAUGCUAACCGACUGUCCAUCUCUACCGGAAGAAAUGGACAUGGACCGUGGUGAAAAGGCUUUGUUGUAUCUCUACCAUGAGACAUUGUUGAGUCGUCGACCUUCUGACAAGGAGCCCUUGGAUUAUGAUUGGGAUACUCUUGUUCGGCAUUGGGAGUGUGCACUUGUUGAUUGGUGUCGCUUCCAAGCAUCGUGGGGAUUCUGGGGAAACACGGAGUGGCUUGAGGCGAGGGUUAGAUAUAUUCUUAAAGAUGCUGGUUGGAGGGAGUGGCUGCAGAAGGAGAUUUCUGAUACAGGAAGAUCUUCAAGCUUAUAAACGAUAAAUGAAUAGAUUUGUAUCUGACUAGUCUACCAGGCUUCUAGUACUCGCACUUUGUCAACCUGAUUUGUUGUUCAUGG